Messenger RNA from Macrobrachium nipponense, 3001 nucleotides. Its product is annotated as probable E3 ubiquitin-protein ligase HERC1. The transcript has 19 exons. Bases 155 to 3001 code for a protein of 948 amino acids. The record is from RefSeq and is a predicted model, not a curated record. Lineage: Eukaryota; Metazoa; Arthropoda; Malacostraca; Decapoda; Palaemonidae.
GAUUUAAUGAUAAUGUAGGUUUGUUUUGGUUGUCAGUCAGCUGUUGGACGAACUUGACAUAAGAAUUGUCGCUAUUUAACAAUCUGAAAUAAUUGGCGAAUUUUCAAUUUAUUACCAUGGAUUGUUACAACCGGGGCUUUUGAUAGUUUCUUAAAUGAAUACUGAACACAGAAUGAUGGAAGGAGGUGUGGUUGGGAGUGUUCCUCCCGUUGCACCACCCACUGUUAAACUGAAAUGGGCAGAACAUCUCAAUACAAGCUGGCUUGCUGAAGAUUGUCAGGCAAUUGCUCUAAGGGAUGCAGCCUUAGCACUGUAUGAUCGCCUCUUAGAAAACAAAGAAGUGGUUGUUGUAGCUGGGCCAGGCUGUGUCAUGCGAGGUGGACCCCAGCUGCCAGAUUAUGAACCAGAGCCACCAUCUUCUGGAGAUCAGCUGAAUCAUGUUAAUGCUCUUCUUGCCUCACAAGCAGCUCUUGCCCGAUCCACAGCAGCACAACCUCGUUUCUCAGCCCUGUUACAUAAGCGUCUGAUUGUGCUCCAGCGAAUUUAUCAUGCCCUUUCUCGUAGCUUUCACCAAGGAUCCAGGAAUAGGGAUCGUGCUCUGACUGGGACAAGUGACAGAGGACCAACUACUGACCUGCAAGGAAGUGGUGCAUCAUUGUCUGCAAAUGAGGCAUUGAUUGAACUAGGCGUUCGAACUGGUCUUUCUCUUCUUUUUACAAUUUUGAGACAAGGAUGGAUGAACAACAGUGGGAGCCUAUGUUCAGAAGUUCUUGGGACAGCUGUGUCAGUGGUUCAAGCAUUGCCACCACUGUCUCUUGCAGUUGAGUCAAAAUUACCUCGUGUUGGAUUGGCAUCUCUCUCUCAGCUCACGUCUUUUCUUGGAGAAACUGCAAAACCUUCAUCUCCAGCUGAUGCGACAGGUCGCAAGCUGAGUGCAGAGUUGCUGUUGGGAUUAAGUUUACAAAGAGGUAGCUUGAGGUAUUUACUUGAGUGGGUGCAUAUGGCCCUCAGUGCUGCCUCUUCUGCUCAGAAGCCCAGUGAUGAUGUACCCAGAGAUGCUGAGCGUGAUGGGACAUGCAUAAGCAGCAGGUGCUUGCAAGAUGUGAUGAGUUCUUUGGCUCACAGUGGAGAAAAUGGGACUGAACAGCUUGCAGGAGUUGUUCAUGAUGAUUCUACAGUGCCUCUCUAUCAGGCUGCCCUUAUUCUUAUGGAAAAAUUAUCACAUAUGGCCUGUGAGUAUGCUCGUACCUGCAUUGGGGAUUCUUGUGAAGAAACAAAUGAUACAAAUGAAUCCUGUGAUGUCUUUGUUUGGGGAAGCAACUCCUCUCACCAAUUAGCUGAAGGUACUCAAGACAAAAUCUUAUCUCCAAAACUCACCCAUGCUUUCAACAGUGUUCAACAGGUUGAAGCAGGCCAGUAUUGUACUUUUAUUGUUCAUACUGAUGGUGGCAUCAGUGCUUGUGGGAAAGGUAGCUAUGGACGCCUAGGCCUGGGAGAUUCAAACAAUCAAACCUCACCCCGUAGAUUAAAUCUUGAUGCUGGAGUUCGAAGAGUGUCGUCAUCCAAAGGCAGUGAUGGUCACACAAUUGCACUUUCAACUGCUGGCCAAGUUUACACUUGGGGUGAUGGGGAUUAUGGAAAAUUAGGUCAUGGAAACAAUGUAACUCAAAAAUAUCCUAGAGCCAUAGCUGGGCCACUGUGUGGAAAGAUAGUACGGUGGGUGUCGGCUGGAUAUAGGCACUCUGCGUGUGUUACACAGGAAGGAGAGUUAUACACUUGGGGAGAAGGGGACUAUGGCCGCCUUGGACAUGGGGAUAGCACAAGUCGUAAUAUCCCAACAUUAGUAAGGGAUAUAUCAGGUGUUGGACAGGUGGUUUGUGGUAGUGCUCAUACACUAGCAUUGUCUGCAGAUGGAAGAACUGUGUGGUCAUUUGGCUCUGGUGACCAUGGUAAGCUUGGCCAUGGUGACACUGCUAAGGUCUAUCGUCCACGUGUAAUUGAGGCACUUCAGGGCUUAACCAUACGGAAGCUCUCCACAGGAACUCAUGUCUCCUUUGCUCUUGCAGCUCAUGGGCAGGUCCAAGGAGGUGACACAGCUCAUUUUCAGGUUUGGGUGUGGGGUUCUGGACCCUGUCUGGCUCUGGGAUCAGCUGAGGCAACCAUGCUUAGACCACGUCCAAUAGAAGAGUUGGCAGGACUAAGGAUUGUAGAUAUAUCUGCUGGAGAUUCGCAUGCUCUUGCCUUAACACAUGAAUCUGAGGUAUAUGCUUGGGGUUCCAACACAAUGGGUCAGUGUGGCCAAGGCCACACUUUAUCUCCUAUAACUCGACCAAAGAAAGUUAUGGGUCUUGAUGCUGCUGUACACCAAAUAAGUGCUGGCACUACACAUUCAAUUGCUUGGACAGCCAUCCCUACUGAUAGGCGAGUUGUUUCUUGGCAUCGACCAUUUUGUGUUGACCUUCAAGAGGGAACUUUCUCACUCCUUCGUACAUUCAUCGAGCAGUAUUGUAUUUUUGAUGACCCUGAGCAACCAGUUACACCAUUUGCAUCCCUAAGAGAUCAAGAAAAAUUUGUUUCCUUAUGUCUGCAGCUUCUCAAUACACAUUUAUCACUUGCAUUGACUGGUGGUAUGACACAGGCAGUCCUUGGUUCAGAGGCUACAUCUCUGCGGGAACUUCUUUUCAGGUUAGUUGAUGCGAAAUUACCACGUGCCAUUGAAGCUGGAGUUUGUGAAGGUUUAAGUUCGCCUUUGCUUUUGCCACCUUUGGCAUCACGUAUGGGUCUCUUGUACACGUUACUUCCAAAAUCACCAGAGGACUGGGGUCAGCUUUCUAGAGGUCAGCGGCUGCAGCUUGGCAUCUUGGUAAUUAGCUUAGAAGAUCACAGUCAUGUGGCCGGUCUUCUUGGCUAUAGUUCUUCGGAGGAGAACUCUGCGUGUUCGUAUGAAACGUCCUCCAAAAAACACUUCCAAGAGAUCUCAUGCAUACAACUUUCUUGCUAA